AUGGACAUGCUGAAGGGAUAUUACGAGUCUGUGUACAAUGCGAGUUGGCACCAUGUCAUGGAAGUUCCUGACGGCGAGGGGACGGGAAUGGAUGUGGGGGAGGGGGAACCACCGCAGUCAUGGACGUACAGGGCAGUUGGCCGAACUCUCGAAAGGAAUGACGCUGUGCAGCAAUCCGGUGCAGCAAGUCUCAGGCUGAUGGUGCUCACCUCGGAGAAGGGAUGGCCGUACUCGUGGAAUGUGCUGCAUGGGGCUGGCAAUGACUUGUGUGUUAACUGCGAGGUGGAUCGAGUGUGGCAGAUCGUCGAGCGCGAUCUAACUAAGUGGUUCAGCAAUUUUGAUUUGACUCUCAAUUCUUCACCUUUGCCGCGUGUGUUGAUUGGGAUGCCCGGGAUCGGGAAGUCGAUGAAUGCCGGCUCGUACCUCCUCUACCAGCUGCUGCACUACGAUGUGGAGAAACUCCAAUUGGUAGUCCACUGUUUUGGAAAAACGACGUACGUGUUUGACAAGACCAGCAGGACGGUGACAAAAUACAUGGGUAAUAAAACAUCCAGCAGUGUUUUGGGUGGUUUGAGGCAGCGUGGGGUGAAAGGGUACAUUAUUUACGAUGUGGCAAAGGAAGGAACACCGCCCGACACGGGUUUUGCACCCUCCACUGGAUGGGGCAUGAUUGUGGUGUCAUCGCCAAAGGUAAGCAACUAUGCUAAAUGGGCGACGCAAGUAAAAGCCAGUCGAAUCAUCAUGAAUUGUCCUGAGAAAGAUGAUGUGAAGGCGAUGUGUGCGUGGAUGAAGCGAGGUCUGAAACCAGAUGAGCAAGCGGGAUACUGGAAGAAGGUCAAAGAACGCAUGGAUAAAGUGGGGCCGAUUCCACGUUACAUCUUUGAUGAGGAUGAUUAUAUUGAUCGCAUGGGUGCCGUUAAUGGUGCCUUGUUGGCGAUCAAAGAUACUGAUGUUGAAGAGUACUUUACCCUGGGAGGAGAAGAGAAAAAAUGGUAUUCUGAGUAUCCGUGUCAAAAACUUUUGAAGGUCGUCCGGGCAAGAAAAGUUGAAGGUGCUGAGGGAUUUUUCAACGCACCGAUAUGUUCUGAUAUCGAGUUUCGAAUUGCAGACCGUUUGGCAGAGAAAAAGGGUGCGAAGGAUUUUUUAUUGCUAAUAAUGGCAUCGCGUGGUACUCUUGUUUCCCAACUUCUGGAACAAUUAGGUUUGCGCGCCUUCAUGUAUGAGGAGUUUAUCAGUGCAUUAUUAAAGGAACUCAAUGAGCUGCCGCCACCAUCGCCUUCCAAACCACGGUCCUCGGUGCUGAAUGUAAACCAUCAAGGGUACCCCACUCGUGCCGUUGGAUUAGAGGAACUGCAGGGUGGUGUCACGAGGAUUCCGAUGGAGUACGGGGUGCUGUACAUACCGGCGGUCCAAAACUUUCCGCUGGUGGAAGGCUUUUUCUUUGUUGAUUCGCCGCGGAAGACGCUGGUCGGGCUGCAGAUGACGACGGCGGGUGAGCACCACACCAUACCCAGCACUGUGAGGCUGUUCAAAAAUAAUAUGGCGACAUAUUUUGAGGGUUGGGAGGAAUUAUCCCGAGACAUGUCGUGGGAGAUGAUUUAUAUACAACACGAAAACAGCACAAUGAUAACGAACUGGCAGAGAUGCGGUCCCGUCAAUACCGAAAAUUUGAGCGACGAUGAAAAAGAGAUUGUGGCGUUCUGGGACGGAAGGGUACACCAAUACCAGUUUAUGUUAACACGUGAUUUUGUAAAUAAAAUCCGAGAAAAGUGA
Messenger RNA from Trypanosoma cruzi, 1773 nucleotides. Its product is annotated as retrotransposon hot spot (RHS) protein, putative. NCBI's taxonomy places the organism in Eukaryota, Euglenozoa, Kinetoplastea, Trypanosomatida, Trypanosomatidae. The transcript has a single exon. The record is from RefSeq and is a predicted model, not a curated record. The coding region runs from base 1 to 1773 and encodes 590 amino acids.